Linderina pennispora is the source of this 425-nucleotide messenger RNA. Its product is annotated as putative organic hydroperoxide resistance protein. The annotation marks the transcript as partial. The transcript has 3 exons. Gene Ontology annotation, biological process: response to oxidative stress. NCBI's taxonomy places the organism in Eukaryota, Fungi, Kickxellomycota, Kickxellomycetes, Kickxellales, Kickxellaceae. The record is from RefSeq and is a predicted model, not a curated record.
GCGCACCUCAGUUCUCUAUCAUUCUCCGCUCCAUUUUCAUCAAAUAAGCAUCACUAUUGAAACUAUGCCUCUCUAUACUGCCGAGGCCAGCGCUACCGGUGGUCGCAACGGUGUCGCCAAGUCCAGCGACGGCGUCCUGACUGUCGGCCUUACUCUGCCCAAGGAGCUGGGCGGCCCUGGUGCUGCUGGCAAGACUAACCCCGAGCAGCUCCGCCUCCAUGUUAAGCUCCCCGAGAACAACACUGUUACUGGCAAGGUCCACAUCGGCAAGGAUGCUGAGGGUGGUCUUGGUCUGGCUGUUGAUCUCAGCGUCAACGCGCCUGGACUUGACAAGGCUACCACCCAGAAGGUCGUUGAUCUGGCCCACACCAUCUGCCCGUACAGCCGUGCCACUAGGGGCAACAUUGACGUGACGCUUAGCGUCG